This is a messenger RNA of Peronospora matthiolae, 243 nucleotides long. The record is from the annotation of a GenBank genome assembly. Lineage: Eukaryota; Oomycota; Peronosporomycetes; Peronosporales; Peronosporaceae.
AUGUUACCGUCCAAGUUUAGCAAGACGGACAACGAGGAAAUGCUUGUGCGAGAUGUGGUGGAUAUAUUAAACAAGAAACGGACAAGCUCGUCAAAUGAGGAUAGAGAGGUGACACGUAUCGUGUUGCUUGGUGUGCGGCUAAACAACGACAUUCCAUUGAGCCGUGUUAUUUGUGAACUCGCAGGAAGUAAUCCACGCUUUGUUGUGAGGACACAAACACCAGAUUGGAUUACCAUGACCUAA